AUGAAAGAGUUCUGGUGCUACCAAAGCAUGUCAGUUUACAUCCCAAAACAAGACAAAGGGGAAAAGAGUCUCCUGAUCUCAUCCCGGAGGUACUACUUUGAGAUCCUUCACAAGCAGGACGACAAAGGCUCAGAUCACGUGGAGGUUGGGUGGCGUCCAUUCCUCCCUGGUCUGAAAUACGAGGUGAUAGACUCAGCCUUUAUCUCCCUGUAUACAGAUGAAUCCAAUCUGAAGAUGAACAGUGUGGACCACAUCCCACAGACCUUGGCCAGUCACAUCCGUCUCCCAGAGGAGUCUCAGCCUCGGGGUUCGGAGGGAGGCACCGUCAUACUGCACGGAGCCGAUAUGCUGAAGCCAGAUCCCAGGGACACUUUUUACAGCACUCCAAUGAUUGACCCUUCUCGCCUGGAAAAUGUUCUUCCUGCAUGUCUCUACUCUCCGACUUAUGUAGUCAAAGAUUUUCCCAUCGCCAGAUACCAGGGGCUGCAGUUUGUCUACCUGUCCUUUGUCUAUCCGAAUGACUUCACUCGCCUCACCCACAUGGAGCGAGAGAACAAGUGUUUCUACAGAGAGUCCCCUAUCUAUUUAGAAAAGUUUGGUUUCUACAAAUAUAUGAAGAUGGAUGAGGAAGAAGACGACAGACCAUUCUUUUUCCCUAACCCAGAUGAUUUCCUUGAGGAGGAGGAGGUGGUUGACACAGAGGAUGAGUCAGAGAUUGUUGGCACACAGUUGCCCAAACAGCCCUCUCGUCCAGAUCAGGCCAGCCACACUUCAAACCCCUCCCAUCAGCAGUUGAAACCAGGGCCCACACCAGAUGCCAGGGAAGGGAAGGAGGAAGAGGACGACCAUAACGAAGACGAGGAGGGAGCAGUCAACAGUUUCGUCGGCCACAGAGAAAGGAGACAGUUUCCACACCGAGAUAGACAGAUGGGCGGUGUUCUGGAGAGAGAGUGGGGAAGAAACAAUGCCAGGGGGAAUAUGAGACAGGAUGCUGGGAGGGGACUUGAAGUAGAACCCAAGGCUCUUCAGCCGGAUAUUGACACUAUGGUACGGGGUCGCUCUUUGUCCUGGAUCCACACUGAUCUGACAGACUUGCACCCAGUCAAGAGAGAAGAAGAAACAGGUGUCGGGGGAGGAGACAGAGGCAUGGAAACUCCACAUAAACUUAGAAAGUCCUCUCUUCUUUUCCCCCAAAAGUCCUCCCUCUCUGCCCUUGCAAGCCGCGCCAGGCAGAUACUCAGCAACUCCGCCCACAGCACCCACCCCGGUAAUAACAGCAACAAGCUUGCUGGAGAGAAGAAGAAGGAGAAGAGGGAGGAGAACAAAAUCUAUAUCACCAGGCCCCGGCCCGCAAAAGACAGGGAAAGAGAGAGAGAACAGCGGCGAGAAAGGAGGGAGGAAAGGGCAUCUCGCCACCCAAGAGAGGUUUUCCCGGGGGUCUUUCUGUAUCAGACAGGGAAGACCACGAGGUUGGUCAAUUUGGGAUCCAAAGGACAAGGCGGAGGGGGUGCAGUAGGCGUUAGGCGGCUUAUUGGUGCCCCUCAACUCUGGCCCAACCCUCCCACUAGAGAAGGUAAGGGAACGCCUCACAAUCGAAACAUCAACAUGCAGCGUGAAACUGCACAGCGGUCAGCCAACAAAGCAACAGUGAAACAAGCAGAGAACAGCAAGAGGAGAGGGGAGCACCACGACUCCAGGACCCCCGUCACAGCCGACCAGCCCGGCAAAGGAGAACCCCCGAACGCAUCCUCCAACCACCGAGAGCGCCCCCCUCCCCCGGCCACACCGCCAAGCUCCAACUCCACGACCAACCCAGUCCAAAGUCAGCUACGGGUGACUUCUUACCUCAGAACCUCGGAGAUCACAGAGUCCCAGCAACAGCCGGGGGCGAACCUCAACCCUGCGGGCGCCGACCAAGAUACGAACCGCUCCAAUCCUGAGCCCGAUCCCGAACAAGAGCCCGAACCAGAACCGGAGGAGGGGGAAAUGUCCGACUACAGCUACGAAGAGGUUGAGGUUCGCCCGGGCUGGGCAGAGGAGAGCAUCAACUGGCAGAGGACGUUCUCGGUGAACCCCAUGGACUUCGAGCUGCUGCGCUCCGACUGGAACGACCUGCGCUGCAACGUGUCCGGCAACCUUCAGCUGGCAGAGAGCGAAGUGGUGGACGUGCUGGCGCAGUACAUGGAGAAACUCAAUGAACGCAAUGGAGGGAUCUACACCCUGCUGCGAAUCAUCAAUGUUGAGAAGCGGCGCGACUCUGCGAGGGGAAACCGUUACCUGGUGGAGCUGGAGCUAAUGGAGAGAGGCCGCAGCGUGGUGCGCCUCUCAGAAUACAUUUACCUGCUUCUCCACCGUGGCAGACAGGGAGAGGAAAGUCUGGAGAACACAGAAUCGGCCCAGUCCUCUGCACCAGCCUCGCCACCCUCUGCCGCCACGAGCAGCUUCACCACCCCGACCCCACCUCCGUCCACCGUCCGGCCGGGAGCGACGCCAUGGAGCACCGCCUACGCCAAGCCUCUGCUCUGCCAGCCGGUCAUGCUGCAGUGGAGGAAAGAUGUCAUGGUUCACUUUGUGGUACCAGUGAAAAAUCAGGCGCGCUGGGUACAGCAGUUCAUCUCGGACAUGGAAAAUCUCCAUCACCAGACGAAGGACGACAACUUCAGCAUCAUUAUUGUCGACUUUGAGAGUGAAGACAUGGAUGUGGAGCAGGCUCUUCGGGACAGUAGUGUGCCAAGAUACGAGUACCUGCGGAGAGAGGGGAACUUUGAGCGCUCAGCGGGACUGCAGAUCGGAGUGGAUACCAUUGAGGACAGUCACAGCAUCGUGUUCCUGUGUGAUCUGCACAUCCACUUCCCUCUCAAUAUCUUGGAAAGCAUCAGGAAACACUGCGUAGAGGGACGCCUUGCUUUUGCUCCCAUUGUCAUGAGGCUUGGCUGCGGUAGCUCACCAAUGGAGCCUGAUGGGUACUGGGAAGUAAAUGGCUUUGGCCUUUUCGGGAUCUAUAAGUCCGAUUUUGAGAAGAUUGGAGGAAUGAACACAGAAGAAUUCAAAGACCGCUGGGGCGGAGAGGACUGGGAGCUCCUGGAUAGGGUGCUCCAGAACGGUUUGGAGGUGGAGAGACUCCGCUUGAGGAACUUCUUUCACUAUUACCACUCAAAAAGAGGCAUGUGGAAUGCUCAGAACAAGAAAACCCCAAAGGGAUAA
This is a messenger RNA of Menidia menidia (Atlantic silverside), 3204 nucleotides long. NCBI's taxonomy places the organism in Eukaryota, Metazoa, Chordata, Actinopteri, Atheriniformes, Atherinopsidae. The record is from the annotation of a GenBank genome assembly.